Sesamum indicum (sesame) is the source of this 1565-nucleotide messenger RNA. RefSeq names its product stemmadenine O-acetyltransferase. The record is from RefSeq and is a predicted model, not a curated record. NCBI's taxonomy places the organism in Eukaryota, Viridiplantae, Streptophyta, Magnoliopsida, Lamiales, Pedaliaceae.
GGGAUGCCAAUUAAUUGUCAUACAUGACAGUCUGUAAAGAAAAUAAUUCAGCGCAGACAUAUUUGAGCAAAUAGUCAACAAAUACAUAUAAAUGUCUUAGUUUUCCCUCACUAUAAUAGAACGAGAUUUUCAUUGAGAUUUAUACGCAAUUAAAGAUGAAAUCUUAUGUGCAAGAAAUCUGUAGAGAGAUUGUCAAGCCUUCAAGCGAAACUCCGCAUCACCUCAGAACGCUGAGACUUUCAUACCUUGAUCAAUUAGUACCCUCUUUCUAUGUUCCUCUUCUCUUCUUCUACAAAGCUGAUGAACUGAGAGGCCUGACUACCUUUAACCAUGGCCAAAUAUCUCAGAAGCUCAAACAGUCCCUGUCGAGCACCUUAACCUCAUUCCAUCCAUUAGCAGGAAGCAUUAAAGAUAAUACCAUUGUUGACUCCAAUGAUUCCGGUGUUGAGUUCGUUGAAGCCCGUGUUAACACUCAGCUGAUGGCAGCCAUACGAGAGCUGGAUACGGAAAAUUUGAAGCAGUACCUUCCAGUGGAUCCUACUUCUGGCGAAGAAAGAACCCUUAUGGUCGUGCAAGUCACUUUCUUCAAUUGUGGAGGAAUUGCUAUCGGAGUGUGCAUGCCGCAUCAAGUAGCCGACUUUGCGUCUAUAAUGGCGUUCAUCAAUACAUGGGCAGCCACAUGCAGAGGAGAAGCUGAACAUCCUUCUGUCAGUUUCAAUUUGGCUAGCUAUUUCCCACCAAGGGACUUUCCGGAAUCUGACUUCUGGCAGUCUUCCAGUGCUACAAAUGAGAAGUUCGUGACGAAGAGGUUUGUAUUCGAUGAGAAGAAACUGGGAGUACUGCUUGAAUCUGCUGCUAGCUCUGUGAAGAAUCCCACCCGGGUGGAAGUCGUCUCAGCUUUUAUCUGGAAACAGUUCAGAAAGAUGGAACCAGGAAAGACUUUUGCUGCAGGGCAUGCAGUGAACCUGAGGCCAAGAACAAGGCCAUCUCACCUUCUGGAAAAUGUUUCUGGGAAUUGCUUCGUGUUAAAAUUUGCAUUCGCCAAAACUGGUAAAUAUGAAGGUGUUGAUGAAUUUCAUGAUCUCGUAAGCGAAUUGAGAAGCACGAUUAGAACAGUCAACGACGAGUACAUACAGAAAUCACAAGGUACUGGAGAAAGUAGUUACCUGAAGGAUCUUUUCUUCACAUCUCCUCUAGUUUUGAAGGGAGACUUGGAAUUGUGUGGCUUCAGCAGUUGGUGUGGGUUUCCUGUGUAUAAAGUGGAUUAUGGCUGGGGAUGCCCAUUCUGGUUUUGCACCACAGCGUUGGCGGCAAAAAAUUCCACAGUUUUGGUGGAUAGCAAAGAUGGGCGUGGCAUAGAGGCAUGGGUUAACGUGAAAAGGGACAACGUGGAAAUGCUUGAAACUCAAGUUAAUCUCCUUUCCAGUUUUGAAAGUUGUAUCCAAUCCUAGACAAAUUCAGGCUCUGAAACGUUUGUCUGAAAGCCCCUGUACGUAAAACAGCUGUCUUCCACUUGUUUCAACGUCUUAAUGUUGCAGAAAAAAACCAAUUAAUUAAUUAUAUAA